Messenger RNA from Chanos chanos (milkfish), 2747 nucleotides. RefSeq names its product heat shock protein 90, beta (grp94), member 1 (gene hsp90b1). Bases 84 to 2465 code for a protein of 793 amino acids. The transcript is spliced from 18 exons. Gene Ontology annotation, biological process: protein folding. The record is from RefSeq and is a predicted model, not a curated record. Gene Ontology annotation, molecular function: ATP binding; ATP hydrolysis activity; ATP-dependent protein folding chaperone. NCBI's taxonomy places the organism in Eukaryota, Metazoa, Chordata, Actinopteri, Gonorynchiformes, Chanidae.
UUUACCGGAGUGUCGGGUGUAUCUGCAGUUCCUUGGAGCCUUUAUUUGAAAUUUAGCCUCAGUUAACCGCGUCCCCUGACAAGAUGAAGCGAUUGUGGGUCAUAGGCCUCCUUUGCGCUCUUCUAGCCUUUACAUCUGUCCGAGCAGAUGAUGUUGAUGUUGACGGCACUGUGGAGGAAGACCUGGGUAAAAGCAGAGAAGGAUCACGGACAGACGACGAGGUGGUUCAGAGGGAGGAAGAGGCCAUCCAGCUUGAUGGACUAAAUGCUGCACAGAUAAAGGAGAUGCGAGAGAAAUCAGAAAAACACGUGUUCCAGGCAGAAGUGAACAGAAUGAUGAAGUUGAUCAUCAACUCCCUAUACAAGAAUAAGGAGAUCUUCUUGAGGGAACUGAUCUCCAAUGCAUCUGAUGCCCUGGAUAAAAUCCGAUUGCUUUCACUAACUGAUGACAAUGCACUCGCCGGUAAUGAGGAGCUGACGGUGAAAAUCAAGUCUGACAAAGAGAAGAACAUGCUGCACAUCACAGACACUGGUAUCGGCAUGACCAAAGAGGACCUGGUGAAAAACCUGGGCACUAUUGCCAAGUCAGGUACCAGUGAGUUCCUCAACAAGAUGACUGAGAUGCAGACAGAGGGCCAGUCCACUUCUGAGCUGAUUGGUCAGUUUGGUGUGGGAUUCUACUCCGCUUUCCUUGUGGCUGACAAGGUCAUCGUCACAUCAAAGCACAACAAUGACACUCAGCACAUCUGGGAGUCUGAUUCCAGUGAGUUCUCUGUAACUGAGGAUCCACGUGGAAACACCCUUGGCAGAGGAACAACCAUCACUUUGGUGUUGAAAGAAGAAGCAUCAGACUACCUUGAGCUAGAGACCAUCAAAAACCUGGUCAGGAAAUACUCUCAGUUCAUCAACUUCCCCAUCUAUGUGUGGAGCAGCAAGACUGAGACAGUAGAGGAGCCUAUUGAUGAAGACGAGCCUGAGGCAGAGAAGGACACCACCGAGGAUGAAGCUGAAGUGGAGGAGGAGGAGGAAGAUAAGGACAAGCCUAAGACCAAGAAGGUGGAGAAGACAGUGUGGGACUGGGAACUGAUGAAUGACAUUAAGCCCAUCUGGCAGAGACCAGCUAAGGAGGUGGAGGAGGACGAGUACAAGGCCUUCUACAAGACCUUUUCUCGGGAUUCUGAUGAGCCCAUGUCUCACAUCCAUUUCACUGCUGAGGGAGAGGUCACCUUUAAGUCCAUCCUCUUUGUCCCCGCUUCUGCACCCAGAGGGCUUUUUGAUGAGUAUGGAUCAAAGAAGAAUGACUUCAUUAAGCUGUUUGUGCGAAGAGUCUUCAUCACCGAUGACUUCCACGAUAUGAUGCCCAAAUAUCUGAACUUCGUUAAGGGUGUGGUGGACUCUGAUGACCUUCCUCUAAAUGUAUCCAGAGAGACUCUGCAGCAACACAAACUGUUGAAGGUCAUUCGUAAGAAGCUGGUGCGGAAGACUCUGGACAUGAUUAAAAAGAUUGCAGAGGAACAGUACAAUGAUAAGUUCUGGAAGGAGUUUGGUACCAACAUCAAGUUGGGAGUGAUUGAGGAUCACUCCAACAGGACCAGGCUGGCCAAGCUGCUGCGUUUCCAGACCUCCCACAGCGAGUCUAGUCUGUCAAGCCUGGAACAGUAUGUGGAGAGAAUGAAGGAGAAGCAGGACAAGAUUUACUUCAUGGCUGGAACUAGCAGAAAAGAGGCUGAGUCGUCUCCAUUUGUGGAGAAACUGCUGAAGAAGGGCUAUGAGGUGAUCUAUCUGACAGAGCCUGUAGAUGAGUACUGCAUCCAAGCCCUGCCUGAGUUUGACGGCAAGCGCUUCCAGAACGUGGCCAAGGAGGGUGUGAAGUUUGAGGAGAGUGAAAAGGCUAAGGAGAAAAGAGAAGCUCUAGAGAAGGAGUUUGAACCUCUUACCACCUGGUUGAAGGACAGUGCCCUGAAAGACAAGAUUGAGAAAGCUGUCCUGUCCCAGAGACUGACAAAGUCCCCUUGUGCUCUUGUAGCCAGUCAGUAUGGCUGGUCUGGAAACAUGGAAAGGAUCAUGAAGGCUCAAGCCUACCAGACAGGAAAAGACAUCUCCACUAAUUAUUAUGCAAGUCAGAAGAAAACAUUAGAAAUCAAUCCCAAACAUCCUCUCAUUAAGGAGAUGUUGAAGAGAGUCAGUGACAAUGCUGAGGACCAGACUGCGUCAGACCUGGCCAUGGUUCUGUUUGAGACGGCCACUCUACGCUCAGGGUAUCAGUUGGCAGACACCAAAGCCUAUGGAGAUAGGAUUGAGCGCAUGCUAAGACUCAGCAUGAACGUGGACCUUAGCGAAGAGGUUGAGGAGGAACCAGAGGAGGAGCCAGAAGAACAACCUGAAGAGGAGGCUGAAGAUGAAGAGGAUGUUCAGGCAGAUGAGGACGCAGAAGAAACGGGUGCCACAGACAAGGACGAAUUGUAAAAUGUUGUGAGGGGGGGUGGUCAAGGGUUUGCGUUGGGUGCAGAGCUCGGACUGGAUCCAUUACAGCCCAUUUCUGCUGGGGUGGGCUUAGAGGGUGGGGUUGAGGUUGGGGGUUUUUUUAGGCGCUGCUUUGUGUUUGAUUUUUUUUUUGUUUUUGUUUUGUUUUUUGUUUUUUUACAUUCCUCAUGACUGUAAAUUUGUUAAUAUUUAACUGACCCGGUUAUGGAGUGCUGACUUCCUGUCACGUGAACCAUUAAAUGUUUUUCCUUAAAGGGAAUUUAA